Molecule: messenger RNA, 1908 nt
Organism: Bipolaris maydis ATCC 48331
Lineage: Eukaryota; Fungi; Ascomycota; Dothideomycetes; Pleosporales; Pleosporaceae
Molecular function (GO): protein binding
Source: RefSeq, a predicted model, not a curated record
AUGGAGGCUCUUUCCGGUGUUGCUAGUGGCAUGGCUGUUGCCUCGCUAUCGAUACAGCUCAUUGACUCCAUCGCGACCAUCAAGACCUUCAUUCGCAACGUCAGAGAUGCACAACAAGAGUUGGAACGUUUGGUGGACUUACUGGAGCGUCUUGAGGCCUUGUUGGAAGACGUUCGCGCCUUGAUGGAACGACAGACAUUAUUGCAGGCAGAACAUUUUCCGAUACCCUCAAUGACGAUAUCCAAAUGUCUGAAGAGCUGUGAGAAGAUGCUUGAGCCGUUCCAUGCAAUGGUCGAUAAAUACACGCCUGCAACAGUGAAAGUUGGCACCCGUAUGGACAAACUCAAAACUGGAUUGAGGUUCAGUCUCAAGGCAAAGGAUGUUAAAGAUUUUGAAACGCGAAUUGAGAGAGAAAUCGGAUUUCUCCAUGCUAGCCUCGGUGCGAACUGCGGAGCUAUAUUGAUGCAACUUGGCCCUGCAUUACUCAAAAACCAAAAUAAUAAAGAAGCCACUCGUUCAAACCAUGCGGAACUUGCCAUCCUGGACAGCAAAUCUACAAUUGUGUCCUCUAAGGAGGAUCUGACCUCGUUAUCGACUGCGAGAACUACGCGUGUCUCAUCAUCAGUAAUACCAGUCCAUUGGUCACUUCAAAGACUAGGCGUACAUCGGCGGAAAAUAGUUCGACGCAUACCAGGAAACUCGGAGCAAACAAUACCGGGCUACGAAAAUGAUCAUGAAUCCAUUAUUUCUGAAGACUAUGAGACAACUUUGCUCUGGAGCGUACUCGGUUACGGAUUGACGUGGAUCCAGCGCCGGUCAUUCGACAUAGUUUUGCCAAGCCUCAGUACAUUUCCGCUGGUUGAAUAUUUUGAUAGGGAGGUCCGUUUCAGCGUUAAAGAGGAUACGAUACAAGAGUUUCAAGACUUGCUUCGUCGCAGGGGGAUUCACCCAUUCUCACACGAUUCCUAUGGGGAAUCCUUGCUCCAUGUUGCUGCAAUGUAUGGCAGGGCAGAUAUCUAUCUACUGCUUCUAAAACUUGGCCUAAAGCAAAGCCUCAAUAUUUUGGGGAAUUCUCCUUUGGCACAUUUACUAUUCUGGACUGGACCUUCUUCGAUCCAUGGAAAAGCCACCAUCUGUCGUUAUAUACUUGAGGAAACGGAGUUAUCGGUCGAUAUCGGCUCUGAUCUUGAUUUCUCAAGGUAUGCCCGUGCUGAUUGGAAGCUUUUUCAGUGGCUGUAUCAACAAAGUGCAACCCUUUUCCUCCACGAAGAUGCGUUCAAAACACAGCUUGGUAUUAUGCAAAGAAUUUGUGCGGAGAUAGGUCUUUUUUUGACGCCCACAUCGUCAGCUCUGGCUGGGUUAUCUGGUCUGGAUGUGAAAGGAGACUUGCUUGAUCACUUACAACUAGGAGGAGGCGAUUUACUCUACUAUCUAUUCGAUUAUUGCAUAAGCAGUUAUGAAUCAUUCACAGCAGGGGAUAUGUUUCUUGAAUGGCUGUCAACGUCAGGCCUCAAUGCGGAGCAGUUGGUGAGUAAUGAGAUUGCAAAACUUGGUCCAGGAGCCUUGCUCAAAGCCUGGCCUUUUGACAAAAGAGUUGUAUUUCAAGCUCCUCAAACUGGAGAAUGGAGUCUUAGCUUUGAGUGGGCAUUGGACGAAGAAGCAGAUGGCUAUCUGCUUAUCUCGGAGUACGAAAAAUUGACAGUCGAAUCUGAAGCCUUUUACUAUUUUGAUCUGAAAUGGCCAUUUGCUGAUCUCGGAUCCUACUGGAUGUCAACUACAUUCGAUAAAUGGGAAAUCAAUAUGGAUCUCCGCUUCCAACGCCGCAUGGCUGCCAAAGCUCGCAAAGAACGCGUACGAAGUGGUCAAAAGAUACCAAGGAGCAGGAUGCCGGGAGCAUGGGUAAACUGA